GAUGCGGUCUUGCAAAAUGCUGAAGUUCCUCUAGAAGUCCGAAAGACUGCUUUCAGGAGCGAUGACAUUAAGGCCUUGGGUCUUCUAUUGACAACAUCUGGAACUUUCUUUAGCAAAACGACACAAAGGAACCUGUUUUUGGUGCUGUCUUCUUACUACAAGAUAUACUCGCUCUUCAGAGCUUGUGCUGUUGCCUAUGGACUCGGAUAUCUGUUCAGCAAAGUCGACCAAGUCGCUGGCCUGCCGAAUCUUCUAGUUACGACGCUAACUAGUCUUUUUUUGAACCACCAGAAGCACAACUUGUAUGCCAGCCUUAUUUCCACUCUCGGACUCCCUGAGACAGUGGCAGGGAGCUUGGGUGGAUUUAUUCAACAAGACAUGAGUCGCACUGACAGCUAUACCAACUCCUCUGUCAUGGCGUCACUCAAAAACGCGAUGAUAACGUUAACGCGGGAUGUACUGGAUCCGCGGAGUAUAGCGGAUCUAAUAGAUAUGGCCCUCAUGCCUGCGGCGCCUUCAGCUGUGCAGCUAAUCCGUUUUUCCACUGACAAAAUUGAUGUAGCCAAGUUCAAGAAAAAGUUUCCGUUCGCCUUCGGUCAGAAACACACGGAAACUAUUGCACACGCCUUUACGGAAGAGAUGCGGAAGCCCGGGACGCCUUAUUAUAAAGCACUACAUUCCCUGCAGUCUAUUGCACUUCCCAUUUUGGCCGGUCAUUGUGCAAACCACUGGGAUACAAUUGUGAACUCUCAGGUGUAUCCACUGAUGCAGGGCAUCAGCGUCAAGGCCCAGGAACUCAGUAUUUCUCUGAUGAAGCACUAUGCGCUCAAGUUGCCAAGUCUGCUCGAAAUGUCGAACAGAGAUGUCGACUACAGGGCAUUCAUUGCAACUAACUGGGGACCCAUGGUGGGAGCUCUAAGCAACUGGGAAGCUAAGGAUGAAUUGUAUUCAAGCCAUGGCCUUCACUGGCGAAGCGCGUGUAGAAUAAAACAAAUGUAUCUAUUGUUUUUGCAGCAAGUGGGGACGAUAUCCUUUCUGCAAAGAGAGGCACAGUUUCCUACACUCAGAUCGGGGCAUGGGAGCUGUAUGAGUCAGUUCGUGGCGCGCCUCCAGAAAUCAGGCAGUCCGAUGCUGAAGGCUAUUUUGGACCGGGUCAACCUGCCACAGUUUUUUCUUACUUGGGAGUUAGUCCAUAAGUGCUUGUUAGACAUUGAUGACCAGGCCUGCUCGAGACUCCCUGUGUACUUCACCUCUUUAUCCGAUACCAGGCUUACGUUGUCCAUUUCAGACGAGGCGGUGCCGCUGGAAUUCGAGCUGCUGGAGCCUCCAAGUAUGCGUAUUGUAAACGCACUGAAGUCGUUUCCGAAAACAGUCCGGCCCGAGCGAUCAGCUUUUGGCUAUGCGGGAAAAAUGCGGCUUGCCGUUUACCCUAGGGGAGGGCUAUUUACGCGCAUUCGCAAUAGUGUGAUCACUAGAACUCAGCAACUUUUGUCACCCUUCCUCACCCUCUCCAGUCUCGCUGGACAGGCAUGGAGGCUUUUGCUCCAGCGCCUUAAGAAAUCACACGGCCCCAAGAUUGUGUUAUCCGUGAAGCAAACUCCAGGACUUCCGGGCUGUGUGGCUGUAGUUUUACGUUCAAAGAGAAAAGUUGUUGAGCUGAGAGUCCGGCCACUGCACCUAUUACAGGGGAUAGAUCCUAUGAAUUGUGCGGCUAGGAGAGGACCAUUUCCUACCAUGGAUGGGAUGCCCUUUCAGUUGGCCGGUGCAAGAGGAAUAAAGGAUACCAUCAAUUACAUUAAAGAAUGGCACAGAGCUAAAAAGCUUCUCAAGGCUGCUUACCAGGAAGCAAACGACUUGGAAAUACAGCAAGACCUUUCACCUUCUCACAGCGAAGACCGCAGGGACCUUGAAAUAAUGUUGAAACGGAAUGGUGUCAACGGAAUGCCAUUCAAAGAAUCGUGGGCGCUCAUUUUAAACAGCACCGAUGGCAUGAUGAACAUCCGGUGGGAAGUACUAGAUCUAGAUGCCUCAAGUGAUCAAGAGAUGAUCGUGAAGGCUUAUGGACAGGAGUUUGGGAAUAUGGCGGCGCUGGCUGUCGCAGCUGACGAAGAAUUGAAAGCGUCUGUUGAAUUGGAUCAUGUAUUGAGGAGGAUGAAAAAUAGGUUAUUUGACUACUCAUAUAAGCAAACGCUGUAUCUUGAAAGCCCAGGUGCUUUCUUGCAACAAUUUCUCAUGAAGGGCGACGAGCAGGAUGUUGCCGCCUUUGAGCAGUGGCUGUUGCGCCGACUUCAGGGCAAUUUUCGAGGCAAGACCUGUCGAGCGGAAUCUUUUUAUGGGAAAGCUUUCGCUCAGUACUCCGAUUUGGUUGCCUAUUAUGACAGAAAAGACCCAACUGCCGUUGUACCCGACUUAGAAGAAGCAAAACGUUUCCUCCUUAUUAUAAGCCUCCCGAAGGGCCACCUCAUACGUAUAAAGAGAGAGGACGAUUCAACCCAUAGCGGCGUCUAUAAACUGGUGGAGCGAAUUGAUAGGUGUACUUUUCUUCUCGAAGAUGCAAACGGCAUUCAAGUAACUACUGACGGCAUCCUACACACUGUACGAAGUUUUGAGGACGGAGACCAGGUUUCUCACGAAUAUGUUCAGCGCCGUCGUUUUUCCCUGACGGAGGCAAAUGGACCCUCAGGUGUUUGCACAAUUCGAGACAGAAAUGGGUAUCAGUUCAAGCUCAGAUCCACGGAAACGACUCCGAUAUGUGUUGGCCAUUUCUCUCACCACAGCACUAGACUGCAAGGCGGUUUGUAUUCUCUUUCGGAUCCUAAAGCAGCAUACAAUAGUCUUAUGGAUGCGAAAGCCAAUUACGUUGUUGAAAUGGAGAUAGAACAAACCAUUAUGCAGGACUGUUAUUCGGGCCUCUCCUGCGUCGUUAGAGAUGACCGAGAUCUACCCAUCAAGGUGCACUACGCCAUCCCAGACGAAUUGAUGUAUGAGUGGGCGGGUACCUGGCUUUGGCUCUUUCUGAAUGGUUUGCACUCGGAAUACUUGAGCAUUGUAUCAAAUCGGCAGUACGUUAGAUCAAGAGAAGAUGCUUUCUGGAUCCAGAGGACUGCAGAUGAGUUGGAGAAGUCCUGCUGGGAUCUGGAAGACGAAGCCGCGCUAUCGUUGAAUCGAGACUUUCUCGCGCCAGAUGAACCCAGCUUGAUUUCUAGGAUCGGCGUUCCGAAGGUUUCUUUAGUAUCUUCAUUGUCACCAACGGAGAGAUUUUUCAUGAAGCAAACCGCUAGAAUGGUGUCUCGCAUGUCAUCGGCGGCAUACUUGCUUCGGCGAGAAAGAGAAGAAUCUGCUCUGUUUGCUCUGCGGCAGCACUUUAGGAAGAGGAACUGUGGACGCGAUAUAUCUUGUGCCUCUUGGUGGCUUAAAGCAAGGGAGCUGAGGGGCGCGGUAAUCUUGUUCUCAGGAAAGAAAGCUCAACGAAUGACUGCAAAGCGUGAGGAAUACUUUUUGAUAGAGGCAUACGAAAAUACCGGAUUGACACAGUAUUGGAUUCGGCGCGUUUGUUCGAUGCAACAGAGUUUUGGGCGAUUGUUUUCGCGUCUACGGCUCCCCGAAGAAGCUGACGGAGUUGUUCCUUGUUCAAGUGUUUCUGCUUUUGUGAUCCUGGCCACAAUAAUGAGCGAUAUUACUCUUUUAAUGAGAAGAAGGGCAUUGGCUGUAGCUAAGCAGCGUAUGAUGAACACAAGAAAGGUCCUCAGCUUCCUCGAUGGCCGUGAACUCCCUCGCCCUUGCCACAGUGAUCUGCUUAAUGCAGCCGACCUCUUGCGGCACGUAAGAAAGCUAACUACGACCGAAGAGUGCGAAAGUCAUGACUCUCAGAACAACUACUUCCUGUAUCUCAAGUCUCAGGUUGACGCCGUACAUGUGCAGGUAGAUGAUGUCAUUCAGCACAUCCGCCGUCGCUUUUCUUCGACGCUGGCCUCUCGCCUAUCCCCUCCUUUCAUCUCCACUAAUGAAAAUGCAUUUCGCCACCAGGCCGCUGAUAUCGAAGCCAUGGAUAAAGAAAUCUCGGAUUUAUAUGCUUCUCUAUUUAGGCCUUUUGAAGUUUGGCAGGGCACAUUUCGACACAGGCAAAGAGAAGAGAUGCUUGACAUUAGAAUGCAGCAGCAAUGCCCCUUUAGGGCUCCCCGCCCAACCAGACAUGCAAGAGAAGAUGUCUACGGUCGAUAUGUUCCAUUAAUUCAAGGCUUUUUCCCGUUUGGAUACGAUGGCAAGUCUCUUUUCUGUGCAUAUCUUGUGUUAAUAGGAUUUCGUUUUUGUAAUUAUGCAUCAGAUGCGGAGUACAGUAGCAUAGAGGAACGAGCCACUCGCCGGUACAAGCAAACGGUGCUAUUGUUUACGGGCCUCUUUUUGCUUCAAGUAGCCGCCCGGGGAGAAGACUUUGCCCGAUCCAUGAUACAAUUUAUACACAGUGAAGCGGCGACGGAAUCAGUCUUCAAAGAAUCAACUUGGCCAGUUCUUGCGUUCCUCCAGCGCCAAACAGUGACGUAUGAUGGGGAUUCAACGGAGCCUUCAGAUGAGCAUUGCGACGUACUGAAGCAACUAAGGUGGGGGAUCGACAAGCUUGGACUGAAGAAUGGACAAAAAACGGUUUCCGAGGCUAUAGAAGGUUUAAUGCGAGAUCCGAACUUUGCCGAAGUUAGCAGCUUCCUCCCACCUCCUGUUGAGGGUGUGGAUGCCGAGGCCUUUCCUGUGGGUUUUCUGCGCAUUCAACGUGGACCGACUGCGCAUUCAACUCUGGUGACGAUGAGCGGAGAUGCUUUAUUUGGCGACAUGUCGAAUGCAAACAGCUUUAUUAAGCACUUCACUGCAGACGUAAAGGGAGGGCUCGGACAAUCAAUGAGGGUGCUUGUUUCCAUCAACAAAGAUGCUCAAGGACUUUUACUACGAGAUUUUAUUUCAGGAAAAAGCGCAAGGUUUGAGGAACGAUCGGCUUCUACAGGAUGCAGCAAAGGGUCAUAUCGGAGUGUAGCGGUUCUACGAGAUGUGUGGAGUAAAAUUCACCAUGAUAUUGACUCUGGCAACGCGCAGACGGGCCCUUCCGAGGUCCCUGAAGAUGACCAGUUGGAAGAUCGCGUGAGACAGGCAAUUGAAGAUGCACUUCGUCAUACACGUACCCAAGUGGAAUGCCAAGACCAAACAGCUUUCUUCCUAAAGGAAAUUGUGAAGGUGGUAUCACACAACGGGGUUGUGCAAAACGGAGAUAGAGCGUGGCGAGGUGAUAAUCUGGUGGUUCUAGAAAAAAGAGAAUCCGGAGUGAAAUACGUGCAAUCACAAUUACCUAGCGCGGUAAACGCGCCCCCAAUGGCAACCACCGACCAACUAUUCCCCUAUACGAAAGUUCGCGUAGGCGACGCAGUACGCUUCCGCGGAAGCAGCACUACCUAUGAGCUGCUGCAUCUAGCGCCGAUCAGCAGAACUGGAUGCGUGUCUAAAUUGAGGCAGCAAAACGCAGAGAAUAUCGUAAUGACAAAGCAGCCACUCUUCAGAGCUUCAGGCUUCCAGCAGGGCGAACUCGUGCGUAAAACGUCAAGUGCCGAGGUCUACGAGUACAUGGGGACGUGUGGCGUCUACUUUGAGGUUAAAGGCUUUGUAACUGGCAUAUCCGAAUGGACAACUGAGGAUCUUAUGCCUCUUUGGGACCAACUGGAAAGCGCAUAUCCUCACAAUGAGCUGCAUCUUGACAUGGUUCUUAUUUUGAAUGAAUUUAUAGCCAAAAAGGGUUCCACUGUCAGUCGGUUGCACUUUGGAAAGGUGUUAUCUUUGCUGGAGAGCCACAAAGAACUGCUUAAAGAGGAUCAGGAAGCACUGCAGAAAGCGUUUGACUUGAGGGCAAACAAGGCCGCGUUUUAUCAGGCAAUAAACAAGGUUAAGGAACUUGCGGCUGCACUGGAGGCCAAGUUCAAGAGCAAGAUGAGUAACAACAUCCCCAUCGAAAACGAGAAAGCGUUAUUAUUUGCUUGGGGCAAAGCCAGUAUUGCGGCCCUGGAGGCCAUGUGGAGGGCAAGGAGCCUAUGGCGAAGUCUGCGUACAAUUCACGUAGAGCAUCUCACGAAUUUUUUUAGUGAAGUAUAUGGCUUUGGACAGAGGCCCGACCUAAGUGCAGCGAUGCAGGUAAUCAACAUUGACAGGCUGCGGCAGCUAGGCCAAGCUGCAAUAAAUGCUUUCCACGCCAGUGGUGGGGAAGCGCUGCAGCUGCCGUCCGUUUCUGAAGCUGUCGAGCCCUCAACUCUAUCUCGCAUUGAGUCCCCAGAAACCACACGUCCGGUGGAUGCGAAGACCCUCCUUCGAUUUUUAAACUAUGUGGGAGAGACGAUAAUUCCAAAAAAUAAGGCUUUGAGCAUCUGGGAAGAUUACGCCACUACAGUGCGAUACCGCCUUCAAGUAUUCUCAAAAGAGCAAGACGCAGUGGACGGCUACCGGAAGAAGCUUCGAGAGCAGUCCACCGAUCUUUCUGGGAGCACCCCUGCACUAUAUGUCUUAAUCUCUUCAUGGGCCGACAAGAUACUUCUCAAUAUGGCGGAGAAAAUCGGAUCUUUUAUGAGAAGAGAGCUAGGAAACGAGCUUUCUCUCGAGACGUUGGAAAAUAUAAUGCGGCCGCAAAUCUUUGAGGAACUCGUGAACAUUAGUAAACUGCAGUUCCAGAGCGAGAGUGACAAGGAGAAGGUCUUUGGAAGACUGUCGGCUUUACUGGCUGCUGAUAUAUCUCAGCUGCAGGAGAUUAGAAAUCCAGGAAGAGUUCCCAAGAGAGAAGUCCUUAUAGAUGCCUUGGCUCUCCUGCGCAUAAAGGGGAGAGAUGUAAAGAGACUCGAGGAGCGUUUCCGCCUCCAGUAUUCCCAGCUGUUGGAGAAGUACACGGAACAGCUGGUAUCUGAAAAGGUAAUUGACAUGGAGGGGGUGCUGGACAUCAUUGGUCAGCUAGAGAAAAUGCUGGGAUCCAUGGUUACUCCCCUGGUCGAUCGCGUCAUGGGCUUGGUACGCAAGGCACAGGGUGUCUUUUCAAGCCAGCAUGAUACAAACGAACACUUUCUCAUCGAUUUUAACGGUCUGGCAGAGUCGUUGGAAGCUGUAGACAAUAACGAAGUCGACCAGCAGGACGAAGCGGAAUCCCUAAUUCUUCAUUCGCGAGACUCACCGCUGCAUACCCCGCCGCCAAUGGAGGAAAUGUCUCCCUUGGUCAAGAUAUCAACCAGCUAUUUUGCAAAGUGCCUUGCUGCUGUUGGCACCGCUAGUUUUUUCUUGGUAGAGAAACUGACAAACUGGCUGAUUCCUGAUGCACUGAUAAACAUUCCUUUGAUCUUCUGGACGCCCAUAAGACAAGGAGCACUGGGCAUCGGCAUCCAGGCUGCCCUGGCAAACUUCAUUGGGCCCCAAGCAGAUGAAUACAUCAAACUGGUGCAAGACUCUAUCUGGGUUGCAGGAGUAGAGCCCUGGUUGGAUAGUCUAAGACUACAGGUGGCGUCCUUGGAUCGUUUCCUGAAGGGCAUGGAAAGAGGUAUCCAGUUGCCAGUCGACUGGUGGAAGCAGCUGCCCUUGUUGGUAUUUGUUAAGCAGACCUUAGAUGAUAUCAGGUCGUCUGUCUUUUACCCCAGCAACCUGCAUACAAUAUGGCACCUUAUCAAAGAUGCCACCAGCGCCUCGUCUGGCAUAUACAAACUCCUCAUGGCGCCAGUCAAGAACUUGGGUGCAUACGUGUACUUGCUUCUCGUUGAGCUUAUCAACAGUAUCCUUCCAGCUGAAAAUGGAGACUUUCUUGUGCCUCGUGAGGCUCUAAAUAAGCGGUCUGCACAACCGCUGCUGGAUAUUGCAGUAGCUAACCCCAAGGACCUCAUAAAAUAUCUUCAUCGCCUCCUUCAUGUUCUUUUAAAGGUAUACGUUCCGAUGCUCCGAGAGCUUUUCGAUACCGGGAUCCAAUUGGUGCUACGCAAGGUAGCCUACCAUGUGAAUGCACCAGGCACCGCCACUCUCGAGCUCUGGCGCUUCAUAAACCAAGCCGCUGGUUAUGAUCUAGAUGGAGAACUGGAAGACGCCAUGCGUGAAAUGUUUUUUAGGAUUGGAGAUGAGGUCCUCCGCAUGUGGCCCGCUAUGCCAGUGGGAGAUCCACAGCCCUGGCGCACAAUGUAA
Messenger RNA from Cyclospora cayetanensis, 8175 nucleotides. RefSeq lists its product as uncharacterized. The transcript has 42 exons. Lineage: Eukaryota; Apicomplexa; Conoidasida; Eucoccidiorida; Eimeriidae. The record is from RefSeq and is a predicted model, not a curated record. The coding region runs from base 379 to 8175 and encodes 2598 amino acids.